Messenger RNA from Suillus fuscotomentosus, 879 nucleotides. RefSeq lists its product as uncharacterized. NCBI's taxonomy places the organism in Eukaryota, Fungi, Basidiomycota, Agaricomycetes, Boletales, Suillaceae. The coding region runs from base 1 to 879 and encodes 292 amino acids. The record is from RefSeq and is a predicted model, not a curated record. The transcript has a single exon.
AUGUCUGCUCACCUCGUUAAAAAUAGUUCUGCUGUCCAUGCUGUCGAGGAUGACCUCAAAUCCGGUCUGUACAUCAUUCUGUGGACAGCCUUGAAGUACAGGGAGAGCUACAUGAGUGUCAUUGACCAGACGCAAUUCAUUUUGCAGAUCUUUGAUGCUGAUCUGCUGGUGGGGACUGGAGGAUCCGCGAAAUCAGAUUGGCUUGUCGCUAGAACCUACUUUCUGUGUGAUAUAUUCAUCGGCUGCAAACCACUUGACAAUCUCGUUGUUGAACUAGCCCAGUUCUUCUCGCAUCGGUACUCCUCGGUUUCCCCUGAGGCACAGGAGUCACUUGUGCGAUUGUGGCUCUCAUUGCAGGAAGUUUUGGACGAAGCUGGGUCUGUGCGCACGGCUGCACAGCAAAAGAUGAUAGAUGUCGUGCAACGCUGCCUGUUGGAGUCUUCUGCUUACCAGAAGGAGAUAGGUAUGCAGGUCCUGCACUCACACAAGGCCGUCAUCAAUAUCUACAACAAGCACCUUGGCUCAUCCGGAUGGCCUGACAAAGACAUGGCCGUACUGCAAAAAAUGCAUCCGACCAACAAGCAAAGCGGACAUUGUUUAUACACCAAGUCACUAUGCACCUCACAAGAUGUGACAUCCGCACGGGUGCAAGUCACACCAUCUGGCAAGAAGUGUAGGCUGGAUCCUGAAGAGUACUUUGCGAGCCUGUAUUCAUCUUACACUUACACUUACAAUAUGUAUUAUCAACUUGCAGCUUGUCUGGUAGAACACCUAUAUGCUGACAGGAUGGGUGAGUCAAGCAACUGGUGGAUAUUCCAGAAAAGAAGGUUUAUGAAUUGCGAACUGCUGCAUGCCAGGAACUGGCAGCUCAUCUGGUAG